Molecule: messenger RNA, 1261 nt
Organism: Ochlerotatus camptorhynchus
Lineage: Eukaryota; Metazoa; Arthropoda; Insecta; Diptera; Culicidae
Gene: Rtca
Product: RNA 3'-terminal phosphate cyclase
Exons: 5
Coding region: 68-1144 (358 amino acids)
Biological process (GO): RNA processing
Cellular component (GO): nucleus
Molecular function (GO): RNA-3'-phosphate cyclase activity
Source: RefSeq, a predicted model, not a curated record
UGAAUUUCCCACCAUAUUACAAAAAUACCAAUAGGUGAAUCCUUUUCUAGCAGCAUUUUAUUUUAUCAUGGCGAAAGUGAUGGACAUUGACGGCAGUCUGCUGGAAGGGGGCGGUCAAAUCCUUCGAAUGGCCCUCUGUUUUAGCGUUCUGUGCAAGAAGCCGAUCCGUGUCUUCAACAUCCGUGGAGGACGAAAGAAACCCGGCCUGAUGGCACAGCAUAUGAAAGGAAUUGAACUGCUGCGGGAUAUUUGCACUGCCCGGGUUAGUGGCGUAGAACUCGGCUCCAUGGAGAUUGAGUUUCAUCCGGGCGACAUUGGACGGGGUAAAUUCGUAGCUCAUGUUCAGACGGCCGGCAGUGUGAGCUUGCUGAUGCAAGCCGCACUACCGGUGUCUAUUUUCGGGUCAGGAGCAAUUACGUUAGAUCUCAAGGGAGGAACCAACGUGGAAAUGGCCCCUCAGGUUGACUUUAUGACGGAAAUUUUCCGACCGAAUAUGGAGAAGUUUGGAGUUACGUUCGAUUUUGAUUUGUAUCGAAGAGGUUACUUCCCGAAAGGUGGAGGCCACUGUGUGGCUCACAUAAAACCGGUACGCUCGCUUCGACCCGUCACCUUGGUGGAGUUUGGUGUAAUAAACCGAUGCUUCGGGUGGAGUUUUGUGGCCGGAGCUGUUCCGAUCAAGGUUGCGAAGGAUUUAGCCGAUGGUGCCAAAAACAUGUUGAAACGUAUCUAUCGCGAUGAGAUGGAAAUUGAAGAGUACAGAGAGAGCGUCGAUAUGGCUUCCGAUAAUUGCUCUGGUGUAAUAUUAGGCAUCCAAACCACUACUGGCGUUGUUAUGGGUGGUGCUGCGUUGGGGAGCCGUAAUAAGGACGCCUUCCGAACCGGUGAGGAAGCCGCCAACGUCAUCAAGUCGGCCUACAAACUGCGAGCGUGCGUUGAUCGUCAUGUGCAAGAUAUGCUGAUAGUGCUGAUGGCUCUGGCCGACGGUCGUAGUAGGAUCAAAACCGAACCGCUCACAAUGCAUACGCAGACCGCUAUCCACGUGGCGGAGAUGAUGACUAAGGCAAAGUUUACUGUUACUGGGCAAGAGAACGAAGGCUUCUUUAUAGAAUGCGAAGGGAUAGGAUACCAAAACCACAACCAGUGAAACGGGUUUAUACACAUUAGAGUAAGUAUAUUCCAAACUUUGUCGGUUAUACUCUCACGGUUAUGUACAUUCUAUUGCGCUUUAUUAGUAUAAUUUUCAAUAGUGGUAGGAAUUAAA